UAAAAAGAUGCUACAAUCACUUAAACUACGUACACCAAAUGCUACCUCCUCAAGUUAAUUUCUUCAAAUUACACUUCUAUUCUUCUAAGUUUUGUUAUUCUCCGUUCACCUCCCCUCAUUUACUUUUGCCGCGUUCUUCUUCUUCUUCUUUUUUUUUUUUGGUUUUGUAGAUUAGAUUUUCCUUUUCCACCCAAAAAUGAUUACUAUUACUACUACACCCACCAAAGCGUGUCCAUAGAUUCUUCAAGUGCCGUGCAUUAUUGUUUUUCCCAUAUUCAUUCUUUCUAAAUGACCAAAACAACCCUACCCUUUACACUUAUCAUCCCUAAAAUCCCUUAAAAUAUAAAGGGUAUUAACGGAAACUCAUUAAUUUCCAAGUCAAAUAGUAUUUAUCUAUCUAUAUACCAAUUAUUCCCAUGUCAUGUCAAACUUUGAGCUAGUGCAAGCCUUUCAUGUGUAGCUUUCGUUUCCAAAUAGAACAAGAAAAAAAAUAAGUAAAACAAACAAAUAAAAACUUCAAAUGCUUGUGACUUGUGACUUAUUAUAAGCACUUAACUAUGGUUGGUUUUAAACAUGUGUAAAAGAAUCAAAAGCAUUGACCAUAUAAAGGAUAUCCUUAAUAUGAGAAAAUCAAAUUUUAGAUAGAACUUUCAUCUUCAAAUAAUUUCAUAUAAAUUGAAUUGUUUCUUAUUUUUAUUUUUAUUUUUAUUUAUGUUUAUGUUAUCUCAAUGCAAUUGAGAUUGAGGCCGCAUCAAUUAUAUUUGACUGUAAUUAUCUGCAAUAUCAAGAAUCGUGGCGCCAACGAUAAUAUAGUAGGUGAUUAUUAAGUUGAUGUGUAUAUAUCUAACAAUUAGACAUGUUUUGUAAAAGAGAAAAUAUGGAGGAUUUCAAGGAAGAGAAUUGUUAUGUGGAAACUGACCCAACUGGUCGCUAUGGCAGGUUUGGAGAUGUUCUUGGGAAAGGAGCAAUGAAAACGGUAUACAAAGCAAUUGAUGAGGUUCUUGGAAUAGAGGUAGCAUGGAACCAAGUUAGACUCAAUGAAGUACUUAAUACACCCGAUGAUUUGCAGCGCCUUUACUCGGAGGUUCAUCUCCUAAGUACCCUCAAACACCGAUCAAUCAUGCGAUUCUACACAUCUUGGAUUGAUAUUGAUAACAAGAACUUCAACUUUAUUACAGAAAUGUUCACAUCAGGAUCACUUAGAGAAUACCGGAAGAAAUAUAAACGAGUAAGCUUACAAGCAAUAAAGAGUUGGGCGCGCCAAAUCUUACAAGGCCUAGUUUUUCUUCAUGGCCAUGAUCCACCUGUAAUUCAUAGAGACCUAAAAUGUGAUAACAUAUUUGUCAAUGGCCAUCUUGGACAAGUGAAAAUUGGUGAUCUUGGAUUAGCUGCAAUUCUUCAAGGUUCUCAAUCAGCUCAUAGUGUUAUAGGUACACCGGAAUUCAUGGCACCGGAAAUGUACGAAGAAGAAUACAAUGAACUUGCUGAUGUGUACUCAUUCGGCAUGUGUGUAUUAGAAAUGCUCACAUCUGAUUAUCCAUAUAGUGAAUGUACUAAUCCAGCACAGAUUUAUAAGAAAGUGACAUCGGGAAGGCUACCAAUGUCAUUCUUCCGCAUUGAAGAUACUGAAGCGCGGAGGUUCAUUGGAAAAUGUUUAGAGCCUGCAGCAAAGAGACCGUCUGCAAAAGAUUUGUUGCUUGAGCCCUUUCUUUUAGCCGAUGAUUCGUCGUCAGACAAGAAGUUAGCAAUUCAGAAGCCAUUUUUGAAUGACAGUGAGAUGGAAAAAUUUCAAUUAAGAGAUGAAUUUUCUAAGACUCAAAUGAAAGUAAUUGGAAAGUUGAAUCCUGAAGAUGAUACUAUCUUUCUCAAAGUGCAAAUUUCUGAUAAAAAUUGUUCGGUUAGGAAUGUAUAUUUUCCCUUCGAUAUUCUAACCGACACGCCAAUUGAUGUUGCUAUGGAGAUGGUAAAAGAAUUGGAGAUUUCUGAUUGGGAUCCUUAUGAUAUUGCAAAUAUGAUUAAUAGAGAGAUAUCUGCUUUGGUACCACAUAGAUGGAAAAGUGAUUGUUCAGAUUCCUUCCAUACAUUCAAUUAUCAAGAUGAUGAUGUCGAUGAAAAUCGUCUGCAUUUCCGCUCGUUCUCUUCUAGUUCAUCUUUACAAGAAUUGAUACCGGAUUUAGUCAGUAAAAACGAGGAAAUAUCACACGGAUAUUAUUUGCUCCAUGAUGAUUUACAUGAUGAUAACAGUUCAAGAUGCUCUUCACAAGGGACAUAUUCAAAUUGGAACUACUAUUCUAUGGAUGAUUAUGAACACAAUGCAGCUUCAAUCCGAAAAGAUCCUAAACUUCCUUUAAUAAAGAAUCACAAUAAAGGCACAAGGUUUUGUCCUGGUGAAGAGUUGAACAAUUGUAACCAGUAUAGAGUUUCAGGAGGAUCACAGAAUCCUUCACCUAGUAAAGGUAAGAUGAUGAUGGAAAACCGAAAACUGACACGGAACAGGUCAUUGAUCGAUACGCGGAGCCAAUUGCUACACAAAUCACUUGUUGAUGAGUUGAACAAAAGGAGGCAAUUCAAGACAGUUGGUUCUGUGGAGAAUAUUGGAUUUCAGUCACCUUAUGAUGAUUCUACAAAAUAGUCACAGAUUAUAUCUAUUGCCUUAAUAAGAACACUUAAAAAGUAGUGUGGUAUGGUAGAAAAAAAUUUAAGAUAUAUUGUAAUGUUUAGAAAUGAGUGUUUCUUGAACAUUGAAAGUUAAAUAGAUUAAAUGUAUAGUCUUUUGUGUUAUGGACUUGAGAAAGUUAUCCCGUUUAUUUGUUAUGAUAUGUUCAAAUUUAAGGCAUGUCCGGUGUUCAAUACAUGUCAAUGUCCAUGAGAAUCGAUGUUUUGGUGCCUGCA
Messenger RNA from Trifolium pratense (red clover), 2892 nucleotides. Its product is annotated as probable serine/threonine-protein kinase WNK4. The record is from RefSeq and is a predicted model, not a curated record. Gene Ontology annotation, cellular component: cytoplasm. Gene Ontology annotation, biological process: protein phosphorylation; intracellular signal transduction. The transcript has 7 exons. Lineage: Eukaryota; Viridiplantae; Streptophyta; Magnoliopsida; Fabales; Fabaceae. Gene Ontology annotation, molecular function: ATP binding; protein serine/threonine kinase activity. The coding region runs from base 857 to 2632 and encodes 591 amino acids.